AGGAGAUCCAUAUUGAGAUGAAUGAACUCUGGCAGUUAUUCAAUUUAGACGCCCUCGACAAAUCUCUCAUGAGUUGCUACUGCUUACUGAAGAUCAUUGAAUGCAGAAGUAAUAAGAUGUUCAAUGUUGGGUUUGUUGACCCAGAUAAAGUACAUCAUGACACGGUAAAGAAUAAUGUCGAAGAAACGGGGGGAAACCUACUAAGGUUUAUAGGGGAGCAAAGCUUCUGUGAUUCAAUACUGUUUCCUUACAACUACAGUUUCCACUGGAUUCUGCUAAAUAUUCAAGUUGAUAAGGGAAUAGUUGAAGUAAGGGACCCAUUGAGUAGAGGCCUGGACGGGUUCCGUGACUUGCAGAAGAUUCUCCAGAGGUAA
Messenger RNA from Lolium perenne, 374 nucleotides. The record is from RefSeq and is a predicted model, not a curated record. NCBI's taxonomy places the organism in Eukaryota, Viridiplantae, Streptophyta, Magnoliopsida, Poales, Poaceae.